Molecule: messenger RNA, 3000 nt
Organism: Labrus bergylta (ballan wrasse)
Lineage: Eukaryota; Metazoa; Chordata; Actinopteri; Labriformes; Labridae
Gene: jkamp
Product: jnk1/mapk8 associated membrane protein
Biological process (GO): response to unfolded protein
Cellular component (GO): membrane
Molecular function (GO): ubiquitin protein ligase binding
Source: RefSeq, a predicted model, not a curated record
CCGGUCUGUGUUACAGUAUUUUUCGUCCGUAUCCUGUUUCGGUCCGAAAUGAAAAUAUAGCAGUGAAGGGAGUGGGAUUGAUUUCGAUCAACAUUUGAUGCACAAUGGCUGUGGCCAUGAGUUCACGGUGUCCAGGCCUGUACUGUGGGAGGAUCAUGGUCAACGGAUCAGUGGAGGGAGACUGUGGAGUUUGUCCUCGAGGAGAGCGUGCAAGCGGGCUGAAGGUGUGUGAACGCUGCAUGGAGGCCCCUGAGCUCUACGACUGGCUCUACCUGGGCUUCAUGGCCAUGCUGCCUCUCGUGCUGCACUGGUUCUUCAUCGAGUGGUACUCCGGGAAGAAGAGCUCUAGCGCUCUGCUGCAGCACAUCAUAGCCAUGUUGGAGUGCAGCGUGUCGGCGGUGGUCACCCUGCUGGUCAUGGAGCCGGUGGGAAUGCUCAGUAUUCGUUCCUGUCGAGUCCAUAUGCUGUCAGACUGGUACACGAUGCUGUACAACCCCAGUCCCGACUACGUCAACACGUUACACUGCACACAGGAGGCCGUCUACCCACUCUACACCAUCGUCUUGAUCUACUACGCGUUCUGCUUGGUGCUGAUGAUGCUGCUGCGCCCUCUGCUGGUGAAGAAGAUCGCGUGCGGUUUGGGAAAAUCGGAUCGCUUCAAGAGCAUCUACGCUGCUCUGUACUUCUUCCCCAUCCUCACAGUGCUGCAGGCGGUGGGAGGAGGUCUGCUCUAUUACGCGUUUCCAUACAUCAUUCUGGUCCUGUCUCUGGUCACUCUGGCUGUGUACAUGUCGGCCUCUGAGAUUCAGUCCUUUAAACACCUGGUCGCUAAGAAGAAGCGUCUGGUCGUCCUGUUCAGCCACUGGCUGCUCCACGCGUACGGCAUCAUCUCCAUCUCUCGACUGGACAAGCUGGAGCAGGACCUGCCGCUGUUGGCUCUGGUGCCCGGCCCCGCCCUCUUCUACAUCGCCACGGCAAAGUUCACAGAGCCGAGCCGGAUCCUGUCCGAGGGCGGCAACGGACACUGAGCUCCUCUGAUCUGACCGGGAAUGUUAAGUAAAACUCGACAAGUAACUGAGCCGUCAGUGGACCUCCUGCUGUGUUACUGAGGGGGGGAGUUUCAUGGUUAAUGAGAUCAAAACGUCUCGUUAAGUUUGAGAGAAUUUUCAGCCAUUUUUCUUUCAACCUGAAUGAGCCAUGAAGUCUGAAAACAUGUGUCUUUAUCUCUCAACACCAGUUGUUGUUGGAGAGGAUCUGCACACUGCUGCAGCUCAGUUCACAUCUCAUGUGACUUAAUCUCACUUUAACACUUAAAAAAACAAGUCGCACACCGCUUACAUAACUGUUUACAACAUUUCAUGCUACCAUGCGAGUAACUCCUGCUUCUAUUAAAUUUUACAUCGAUCAUUGCAUCCAUCAAUUAGUUUUAUCCGUGCUCCUAUUGUCCAUAAAAAUAAUGACAAACACCAACAACAGGUAACCCAUAGAGUCAAAACUAAUGUUUAUAAAGGACUUAUGAAGGGGACCAACAGUCUCAAAUCCUAAACAUUAAUCAGAUGCAAUCAGUGAAACAUCUUCUACAAAUCCUAAAUGUUCUUUCUCAUGUUCCCCUGUCUGCCUUUUAUAUUUAUUGACAUCAUUAGACAGAGUAUGGAGGGUUUUUCUUUUCUACUUUGAGCAUGUAUGUGUUCUUGUAAAUAUGUAAAUAUACUGAAGUAAAAGUGAAGUUCUGCUGGAUGAUUAUGAAGAAGAGACUCACAAAGUGAAACACACGGCUGCCACAUCUCAUCCUCCUUUGGGGAAUGGAACUUAUAAACCUUCCUUAUUUUUUAUUACGCACACACAAACACACACCUGAGAGACUUAUCGACUUGAAUAAGGCAUUAAGUCUUAUUCAAGUCUUACAGUCAGCUCUUUAUGCAGCUGUGGGUUUAGGAGCGGCAGGUUUCAGUCUGCUAACAGACUGAUGGAGCUGGACUUGAACUGGCCACCCUCCAGUUCCCAGAACAAGUCCGCACAGACACAACUGCUGCUGACUGAGUUUCUCUAACCAUCAAGAGUAAAAGAAACAUUAUACGCUUAAAGACUUGCAGUUCAGUUUCUUAAAUUUAAAGCUUGCGUGCAGCAUCCAAGUUUUUAAUAUUUAAUAAACUUUUUUAAACUUUUGCUUUGAGCAAAAAUGAUAGAAGAAGAUAUACUUUAUAGUCCUACCAGAAAUGUAAACUUCAAUAUGAUACCAGUAAAACAUUAAGAGAUAUCAAUACCUGUUUUGUUGCCAUGGCAACAUAAAUAGCAAAGUCUUAGGCACCAAAUAUUUAGUUAAUUUUGUGAUAUCAAUGAUCAUAGAUUGCAGAAACUUUGCCAAUAUAUUUGUGCUUUUAAGACUGUGUGCAGGACUAUUCUUGCACGUUUUGAUGGAUUCUUUCUUCACCUACACGACGACUUUGUAAAAUAGAUGUCGUUUUUUGAAGCCCUGUCCUUUAUGAUACUAUUGAUCAUUAAACAUUCAAAUACUGGAUCCUUUUCAAAGAUAUUGACAAGUAUCAAAUCUUUGAGACCUUAGGAGACACACUCUUGGUUUAAAUACCUUCACAUGUAAAUCUUGUCCGUGCUGUUCAGACUAAAACAACGUGCUGAAGUUCCCUGAAGCACCAGAUGUGAUGCUGUUUGGUCCUGGACUGAGCCGCUUGCCUUCAGACGGUUUUUUGAGCUGAGGCUUUUUUUUUUUUAGCUGAGGCUGAUUAUUUCCCAUAAAUGUACAUGACUGUAAAUGAUAUGUAUACUUGUAAAUAUGAUUGUUAUUGUGUUCUGGGAGAUUCAACGUAAUGUUUCACAACAGUGAGCCGUAUUUAGACUUCAGAGAACGUGUCUGGAUAAUGUCAGUGUGACUGGACUCUACAUGUUCUUUGUAUUUAUUGUUCGAUCUUCUGUAUGUCCUGUCUGCAUGAGCUCCAACGACAAGUAUUUAUGAGUCACCUCCAUAAAUCUCUUAAACAUGCA